Cygnus olor (mute swan) is the source of this 12117-nucleotide messenger RNA. RefSeq names its product DOT1 like histone lysine methyltransferase (gene DOT1L). Bases 832 to 5976 code for a protein of 1714 amino acids. The record is from RefSeq and is a predicted model, not a curated record. Lineage: Eukaryota; Metazoa; Chordata; Aves; Anseriformes; Anatidae. Gene Ontology annotation, molecular function: histone H3K79 methyltransferase activity. The transcript has 28 exons. Gene Ontology annotation, cellular component: nucleus. Gene Ontology annotation, biological process: regulation of transcription regulatory region DNA binding; DNA repair; DNA damage checkpoint signaling.
GCGGGGUAUAUGUACCGUUGUGGUUUUAGAGCUCGGCUCCGUUUGACGUAAGCAGAACAUUUCUUAGUUUCACCGCUCUUUCUGCUGCUCGCUUCCUAGGAAGCAAGGUGGGAUACCUGGGGAGGAACAGAAAUACCUCCAGUUGUUUUGGUUAGCAGCUUUCUUGCUGCUUCCCGACGUGAGAUGCAUUUACCAAAGAGAGCUGGGGAAAAAGGGGAAGGGAAAGCUUGUGGCCCCCGCUGAUUACUUGGGGUGAGGGCGCAGGGGUGGCAGGGGUUGUCCUCCCCGACAUCAGGGUCUGGGAGGUGGCUGAGACCUGCAGCCUGCCGAGCACCGCGGUGUGAUGUAACCCCCCCAUUAAGUAACAUGGCUAUUUUUGUGUUCUUACCACAUCUGAAAGGAGCGGCAUUAGUAUUGCUCUGUGUGCAGGGCUAAGGGUCCAGUCCCUCAUAUCAACGGGCGUCUGGAUUGAUAAAUGUCUGUUUAUUUAAGGACUGCUGCUUAUUUUGUGCCUAUUAGGAAAACUGGGAUCUCUUCAGACUGCUGAGCUUGCACAAUAGCUCAGCUGACAAACUGAGGCUUGUUGGGAUGCUAAAAGAGCCGAGGAGGGUGAUGUGAAACAUGUAUUUCCCUACAAGUCUAAUUAGGGCCGUGGGAGGAGAGAGCACUGGCGUUGCAGAUACAGCCUCCCACUGGCUUACAUACAAAACUGAAAGUAUGACUCUUUCCCCCGCCUUCUGCUUUUCUCAAAGGAAAGGCCAUGGUUUCCUAAUGAAUACAUGGUGAGCAGUUCUGUCCAUAGCACACUGUGAUGAGUAAGUUGAAUAGUGCAUGGACAAACACCAUGAUGCUGCUCAUGAAAUUAUUGAGACAAUUCGGUGGGUCUGUGAAGAAAUCCCAGAUCUCAAGCUUGCUAUGGAAAACUAUGUUUUAAUUGACUAUGACACAAAAAGCUUUGAAAGCAUGCAGAGGCUUUGUGACAAGUACAACCGAGCCAUUGAUAGCAUUCAUCAGUUGUGGAAGGGAACCACCCAACCGAUGAAGCUGAACACACGUCCCUCCAACGGGCUCCUCCGUCACAUCCUGCAGCAAGUGUAUAACCACUCGGUGACUGAUCCUGAGAAACUCAACAACUAUGAGCCCUUUUCCCCAGAGGUUUAUGGAGAAACUUCCUUCGACUUAGUGGCCCAAAUGAUAGAUGAAAUUAAAAUGACCGAGGAUGAUUUGUUUGUUGACCUGGGCAGUGGCGUGGGUCAGGUGGUGCUUCAAGUGGCUGCAGCCACAAACUGCAAACAUCACUAUGGUGUGGAGAAAGCUGAUAUUCCAGCCAAAUAUGCUGAGACGAUGGACAGAGAGUUCAGAAAGUGGAUGAAAUGGUAUGGGAAAAAACAUGCAGAAUACACACUGGAAAGAGGUGACUUCCUCUCAGAAGAAUGGAGAGAGAGAAUUGCAAACACAAGUGUUAUUUUUGUGAAUAAUUUUGCCUUUGGUCCUGAGGUGGAUCACCAACUGAAGGAGCGAUUUGCGAACAUGAAGGAAGGUGGGAGAAUUGUGUCCUCAAAACCUUUUGCACCUCUAAAUUUUAGAAUUAACAGUCGAAACUUGAGCGAUAUUGGCACUAUAAUGAGAGUUGUGGAGCUAUCACCACUGAAAGGGUCUGUGUCAUGGACCGGGAAACCAGUUUCUUACUACCUGCAUACUAUUGACCGAACCAUACUUGAAAACUAUUUUUCUAGUCUCAAAAAUCCAAAACUCAGGGAGGAACAAGAGGCAGCUAGACGUCGUCAGCAACGAGAAAAUAAGAGCAACACAACUACUCCAACGAAGGUUCAAGAAAACAAGGAUUCUGGUGCUGAAGAAGAAAAAGCUGGGGCAAAUUCUGUUAAAAAGCCAUCUCCCUCUAAAGCACGGAAGAAAAAGCUAAGUAAAAAAGGAAGGAAAAUGGCAGGCAGGAAACGAGGACGUCCCAAGAAAAUGAACACUGCAAAUACAGAGCGCAAGACUAAGAAGAACCAAACCGCACUAGAACUCCUGCAUGCUCAAACUGUUUCACAGACAUCUUCAUCCUCUCCUCAGGAUGCAUACAAGUCACCUCAUAGUCCAUAUUACCAACUACCUCCUAAAGUGCAACGGCAUUCAUCUAACCAGCUACUGGUGACACCUACCCCACCUGCACUACAGAAGCUGCUAGACUCUUUUAAGAUCCAGUACAUGCAGUUCAUGGCAUACAUGAAAACUCCUCAGUAUAAAGCAAGUCUGCAACAGUUACUGGAGCAGGAAAAGGAGAAGAAUGCACAGCUACUGGGAACAGCACAGCAGUUAUUCACCCACUGCCAGGCACAGAAAGAGGAAAUCAAACGUCUUUUUCAACAGAAACUUGAUGAGUUGGGCGUUAAGGCUCUGACAUACAAUGACCUGAUUCAGGCUCAGAAGGAAAUCUCUGCUCACAAUCAGCAACUGAAAGAACAGACAAAACAGCUGGAGAAGGAUAACAGCGAACUCAGGAACCAGAGCUUACAGCUGCUUAAAGCACGCUGUGAAGAACUGAAGCUGGAUUGGUCAACAUUGUCACUGGAGAACUUGCUGAAAGAGAAGCAGGCGCUGAAGAAUCAGAUUUCUGAGAAACAAAAGCACUGUUUGGAACUGCAGAUCAGCAUUGUGGAACUUGAGAAAAGUCAAAGACAGCAGGAGCUAAUGCAGCUGAAAUCAUACACGCCGUCUGAUGAGUCACUGUCAGUACAGCUACGCAAUAAAAACCAUUUGAGCCGUGAUCCUGAGGCUGAUCACGGCAGGUUCCAACUGGAGCUUGAAUGCUCUAAAUUUCCGAUGCCCCACAUCAAUGGCAUGAGCCCUGAACUGUCCAUGAAUGGCCAUGCUACUCCCUAUGAAAUCCAUAACACUUUUAGCAGGCCGUCCUCCAAGCAGAACACCCCUCAGUACACAACUUCUCACCUGGACCAAGAAAUAGUACCUUGUACCCCAAACCACAGCAGCAGACAGAAGGCAGACAAGAUGACGAGCUUGUCCUUACCUGACUAUACCAGGUUUUCCCCAGCUAAAAUAGCACUAAGGAGACACUUGAAUCAAGACCAUGCAGUCAAUGGAAAAGCAACAACUAAUGAGAUACAGAGAGCUGACCACGUCAAAGAGAAUGGCCUUACGUAUCCAAGCCCUGGUAUUUCAAAUGGCAUAAAGCUGAGUCCUCAGGAAACUCGGCCCUCUUCCCCAGCGGCCUUACCAAUUGCAGGCGAGAAGGGUUUAAGAGAGAGAACCUCUGUGAGUAAUGGAGAAACUAUCACCAGCCUACCUAUCAGUAUUCCUCUCAGCACAGUGCAGCCCAAUAAACUCCCUGUUAGUAUCCCUCUGGCCAGCGUAGUCCUACCUAGCCGUGUUGAGAAGGUGAGAAGCACACCUAGCCCGGUUCAUCAGAGCAGAGACUCAUCAACACUUGAAAAGCAGAUUGGUGCUAGUUCUCAUAAUGGUGUAAGCAAUGCUGCUGGAAACAAGCCACUGGCUUUGGCUACCUCAGGUUUUUCUUACUCUUCUGGCUCCGUGGCAGUCAAUGGAAAUCUUACAAACAGCCCAGCCCAUCUUAACCAUAGUGUUGAUCAGGCAGCUCUGGACGACUCUGGGAGUCUGUUUAACUCAGUAGGGUCUCGGAGUUCCACUCCACAACAUCCUUUGCUAAUGAUGCAGUCAAGGAACUCUGGGCAAAACUCCCCUGCUCACCAGCACUCAACAAGCCCCAGGUUAAAUGGCACCUCCCAGAGCCUGGUAGGGGUAUUGCAAUAUGCAGAUGCUCAGAAGAUGUUUGCCGAAGGAACAAAGGGGGAUCUUCAGUCUGAUGCAGCGUUUUCAGAUCCUGAGAACGAGGCCAAGAGAAGAAUCAUCUUUACAAUCUCUCCUAAUACAGGACAUGUAAAACAAUCCCCUUCCAACAAGCACAGUCCUCUGCCCGCGAGCGCUCGGCUGGACUGCGGCCAAGCACACGCGCAGGAUGGGAAGAAGCGAGGCCGGCGGAAGAGAUCCUCUACUGGGAAUCUCAGCGGGAACUCCGGGGUCUCCCCUAAACGUAAAUCCUUACCCACUAUGUCUGGACUCUUUACUCAACCAUCAGGUUCACCGCUCAAUAUCAACUCCAUGGUCAAUAACAUUAACCAGCCUUUAGAAAUAACAGCCAUUUCCUCUCCUGAAAACUCCCUGAAGAACUCUCCUGUUCCUUACCAGGACAAUGACCAGCCCCCGGUAUUGAAAAAGGAAAAGCCCCUCAUUCAGACCAACGGCGUUCAUUACUCUCCCCUAACGUCAGAUGAAGAGCAGGGAUCUGAAGAUGAGCACAAUAGCACCAGAAUUGAGAGGAAAAUUGCAACAAUAUCAUUGGAAAGCAAAUCUCCACAGAAGACUGUUGAAAAUGGUGGCAGCUUAUCUGGGAGGAAACAAGCACAAACCAACGAGAACAUGAACAGCAGUAAAUGGAAAUCUACUUUUUCACCAAUAUCUGACAUCAACCUAACCAAAACUACAGACAGUCCCUUGCAGUCGGUUUCAUCCCUGAGCCAGAAUUCGUUGUUUGCCUUCAGGCCGUCCUCUGAGGACAGCCUAGCCAUUGACGCCAAGAUCACAGCACACGCGAGGAAAAGCAUUGCCAUGCCCUCGUCUGGGGCAGACGGGCUCAGCCCUAGUACAAACUCCACCAACGGAUUCACGUACAAUGGUGGACUGUCAACUGACAUUGGUUUACACAGCUUUAUCGAUGGUGCUUCUCUUCCGCACAAGGCUUCAGACGUGACGACUUCCAACUGCUCCCUGGGUUUUCAGUCGCAGCGAAGCAAAGAUGUGGGGAUAUCAGAAACAAAUCCAUUUUUGAACAAGAGGCAACUUGAAGGCCUCAGUGGCACGAAAGGAGAAGACUUAAAUCGGUCAGGGGUCAAAAGCAAAGAGAUGAGCGAAAUAAGCAUUCGUACUGGGGGUUCUUCGGAAAAAAACUCUUUGCAGCAUAACGGAAAGGUCGGCAAAGGAAGGGACCGAGAUGUGGAGUUUAAAAACGGCCACAACCUUUUCAUUUCUGCUGCUGUUUCGUCUGGUGGCCUUCUGAAUGGUAAAAGCCUUUCUACUGCUGUUUCUUCAGCAGGCAACCCAGCAUCUUCUGUGCAGGCGCACCAUCCUUUCCUAAACACUUUGACCACUGGAUCACAGUUCCCCCUUGGCCCCAUGGCCUUGCAAGCAAACCUCAACUCGGUGACAAAUUCCUCAGUAUUGCAGUCCUUAUUUAACUCGAUGCCAGCUGCUGCCAGUCUGGUCCACGUGUCAUCAGCUGCAACCAGACUGACUAAUUCUCACACUAUGGGGAACUUCUCUCCUGGGGUUACAGGUGGAACAGUUGGAGGUAUUUUUAACCAUGCGGUGCCUUCUGCCUCCUCUCCUCAUCAAUUUGGAGCCAGUUUCAGCAGCAGUGCUGUCUCUAGCAGCACAGUGCUAAGCUUAAACCCUCUGCAGGCUGUUGCCAGCACGUCAUCCUCAUCCUUCCCACCCUCCUCCUCUAAUUUAGUAAUAUCUAGUGAGAAUAGAUCUGCUCAGCACCUCAACAGAGCGCCAGUGCAAUCUGUUUUCCAUUCCCCCCCACCCCCUCCUAACGUUUCCUUGCCCCCACCUCCUCCAUUACUUGCUUCUAAUCCUGAGCCUGCGCUUCUGCAGAACCUACCAUCUCUCCCACCUGGCGAUGCUUUUUUGCCAUCCUCUUCUGCUGCUUCUGUCCAAUCUGCUAAUGCUUCUUUGUCUAUUAAGCUAGCCUCUCUCCAGCACAAAACCUCCCGCCCCUCCUUUACAGUCCAUCACCCGCCUCUGCCCCGCUUGGCGCUGGCACAGUCCGCGCCCAUGAUCACGCAGUCCAACGCAGCUGGCACGUCCGCUAUGUGGGUUACACUUGGCAUGCAGUCUCCUUAUGCUUCGCACCUUUCUGGGGUUAAGCCACGAUAAAGAGCUUGCUUAGCUAACAGUUCUUAUUUUGUAAGGUAAGGCUAGAGGAAAAAAAAACAAAACCAAAACAAUCAGGAGUUUUGUGCAAGAUGCUGAAUGAUGCUUCUUCCUUUUCAGAGAUAGGGUGGGGAUGGGCUCUGUGAAACAAACCUCUAAAAUGUGGGAAGCAAAUAAUGUCACGGCAGAGGGUGAAGAGGCUUAAUGCUCUCUGUUCUGGGAGUCAGGAUUUCUCGACAAGGAGUGCUCACAGUGGUAACUCUGGUCUGUCUCAUCUGACAUCAGGAUUAUGUUCAGGUUGGGAUCACUUCUUGAAAAUGUUUACUUCUGAAGAUCAGUUAUCAGGAGGAAGUCCUAUUUUUAAGUAAGGUUUUUAUACAGUUGUUGGCAGUGGUUGUUGCCUACUUUGAUUCCCCCUUGUCCUCUUCUUGCCUUCCAACACAGACUGUUACUUCUUCCACAAGUCCAUGUUCGCAUAGCAUUAGGAUGCGUGAUGCUGCUGCUUUGUGACUCUGGCAACGUGGUGGUCUUGUUUUCAUUGUCAGUCAAUAACUGCUGCUCUCAGUCAUAAAGUUAAAAAAUCUCCAGGUUACAAGCUGCAGCUUUGUCUUGGAGUGCAAAUGCACUGGUCUUGCACUGCAGUCAAUGUGCCCCCUGCAUCACUGGAAAACACAAUCACAGGUAGCAAAACGUUAUAAUCUGAAUUAGAAUAAACCAAGAAGGCCUUGUUAUCUGCACACUGCAGCGUUACUGGACUUGACUGCUAGGGCUAACAGUAACAGUCUCUAUCAGAUGCUGUAUUUAUGCUCAUUUGGCAAUCACUGACUUUCUGGGUAGACGUGAAUGAGAUGAUAGGGAACAUGCAGGGUUCACUGCGGUCCAUGCUUCAUAAGGGCUGGGGCUGCAGAAGAGAGGAGGGUCUCUGGAGACUGUGUGUGUUUUUACUGAAGCAGUAUUUAAAUGCCUUUAGAGCAACUCCAGAAUAAAGUGUACCACCACAGAGUUGGGUACUGUUGUUGUGAAAAUACUCUGUGGCAUCGUGAUGUAACAGCUCGUGACUGCAAAGUUAAAUCAGUAUGUUAGGGCCCAGAGCUCGCUCCAUGCUUUUCUUGUAGGUCUUUGAUGUUGUUGCUGUUCACUGAUACCAAAGCUACGUAAAAUCUAUGGUUGGAUACUCUUUGCUGCUUAUAAAACAUAUGCCUCAAUUACAAUAUACCUGAGAGAUUCUUUUGACUGUGCAUUGUUUAUAGUGUCUUCAUCACGUAAUUGCUUCACAGACAUGAACUUAGUUUCGUUAGGCUUUUGUGAGGCAGGUAAGUGUCCUCUAUAUGACAAGUGAGGGCGAGGAGGAGUUCAGUGAUGUCCCUGUGUGCCUGCAGGGUGACAGGAUGAUGGGGUCACAGGGUGGGCUUGGAAGACCCUGGUUAGAAACAAGCUCGGGGCCAAGGCCGAGGAGGAUUAGAUGUGGGGCUUUGUACACCUGAGCGACUCCGGAGAGCGGUGUGGAAGUCAGCUGAAGCAGAUGCCUUACCUGGAGUGGGGGUCAGGCUGGGCUGGACUCCAUGCCAUUGUGUGUGAUGGGUCCUGCCACAGCAAGUCUCGGAGCAAAAUAGGCAAGGCACAAAAGUGAAGUUCAGCGCAAGGCAGCUGGAUGUCUAAAACUGGACUGCGGAGCAGAGGGGCAGAAGUAAUGCUCCUAGGAGAUGGUUUGUGAGACAAAUGUAUUAUAGUUGGGGUCCUGCUCCAGGUGACAUAUGUGAAAUAUUUGAGCAUUUUCAUUGACCUUAACCUGAACAUGUGUGCUCGAAGUCCUUGCAGAACUGAGGCUGAAAUCUGGAAUGGGACUACAAUAAUCUGUUUCGUUUCUCCUAACAUUUCUCCCGCAAGGUAGUAACAAAUGCAAAGCAGAUUAGUGUGUGCUAAAAAAGGUGAACUCCCGAGUGGGAGAACGAAUGCUUUUUUUCCUCACUCGUUGAGGUCAGUCACACAAGGACAGAGUUUAACAUGGUUGAAUGUUGGAAGCGUCCUGUCUGAUUGUGGUUGGGUCGAGACAAGAUUUGUGCCUUCUUCACUGGCUGACGAGGUCUCGGAGCAGUGUAGAAAUGAUUGACGCAUCUAACACACUGUAGAUUUUGUCACUUAUUUAGAUGAGUCUCUUCCUCUCCUCCUGUUGUGCAGGUAACUAGGAUUUCUACCUCAACCCAAUGUGACCUAUGCAAGGACAACGUGGACCAACUUCACUCGGCUUCCACUGAAAGGUGCUCACCUGGCCUGUGCAGGGGUUUCUACUCUCUUACUACUGGACAAAACAAAAACCUAAAAAGACCUAAACAACAGAGAAAAUAUUUACUGUGAAUCUGAGUAAAAAAGAAAAAAGGAAGAAAAAAAAAAAAGGCAAAAGAAAUGCCUAAGGCUCCAGUUUGUAUUGUUGAUAGUUUAGGUAAAGUAUUUAUCUUUUUUUAAAGCAAAAACAGUUUUGACUUAUUUUAUUCCACCUAGAGUCAUAAAUAUAACUUACAAUUAAAUUCUCUGAAUAAUUAAGGACUGGCACACCAGCAGAGAUGUAAAGAGCCUCCUCUCGGUGCUAUUUCAUCCGUCAGAACUGUGCCUCUAGUUUGAAUCCUUGGUGCUGAAUUUGGAGGGUUGACCAAUGCCAAACCCAGUUCUCAGAAAGGUCUGCAUUUUAUUUAUUCAACUUACUCUGUUCAUAUACCAAAAUCCACUUGGUUUACAGCAGUGUGAGCUACAGAGAAACGGCAGUCUUUGAUCUGGUGUUUUGCUCUAAUGUGAACUGAGCCAGGCGCUCUGUUAACUGGGUGGUUUUUAAUUGUGUUCAUUACAAACGAGAACUCACUACUCCCCUCUGGAGUGGCAGCUAGAUCACCUGGGACAGCCCAGGUGAGCUCAGCCAAGGCAGGCACAGUUUGAACAGAAGAAAUUCAAGUCCUGCCCCAUUCAAACUACUUCAUUGGGCCAUUUGCAGUUGCUGGUGGCACUCAAGUCACUGUGAAUUUUGGUAGCUAGUCUGGUAACUUGUUUUGGGAUGUCAUUGGCAUAUGAACAGGGUGCAUAAUCACUGGUAUUGGUCAGGCCCUUUUUAAUAACAUUGGGAAGACUGAACAUAGUGCUUCUGUACUGGUGCAGGUAGCAGAUUAUCUCAGCUUGUUGUUUUUGUUCCAAGUACAAUGUAUUUUGUUAGUAGAGUUUUGAUACUUGAUUCAGAAAUGGCUUAGAUGUGUACAUUUACUGACUAAGUGCAUUUUGCUUUUGUAUUUCUUUGCUUUAAGUAGAUCUAAAUGGUAGUUCACAAAAACACCACAAUCUAGCUUACCGUGCUGCCACACUAUCAAACUGGUGCAUUUAAUUGUAUUGUGACUUGGUGUUCUGUGUACAGAAAGUGCCGCUCUGAGCAGCGGCUGUAUUUUAUAGAGAUGUGAUGAAAAUUUAUAAAUUUCAUAUACUUUAUUUCAUUUAUUUUUAGACUGUACAGUGCACAGUGAACUUCUAAAAACUUAUUUAUUCAAGUGCACAAAAUGAGGAGAAAUAUAAUCCAUUAUAUAGACAUCACCCUGGUCUGUAGUUCAGACUGGACCAAGCACCAAUAAAGGAAACUACAGUAACAGAAGGGGAAUUGCAACAGCAAAAUGACUAGAAAAACACGUUUAGGCAUUGGGAAAACACCUGCGCAGGUGCUCUGGGGGCAGCAUUGAUUGCUCUGCUGAGAGGCACUCGCUACCCUUAAAUCUCUUCUAGGUCCCUGGUGCUCCUUAACGAGUCUCCAGCCUCCAGCAAUAGGGCAUUUGCCUUAGACUUGAGCCUGCCUCAGCAGGCACCUGACGGAGGGUCCCGGGGUCACAAAAAGCUGGGCUGGGUGCAUUGCCUUCCAACUCCUGCCUCUGCGUGUGAAGGAGGUGAGGUAGCUCGGCCCUUGCGUGCUCUCCUGCUGUCUGAUCUGUGAAUGCCGUGCUGGCCAUGCUCAAGGGAGUGGUGGGAAGAGGUGACCAAGCAGCUCCUGCCCUCUGCAGAUUUCAGUUUGACCCUUUUCUCUGUACCUCAUCCCUGGCAAUCUUAGUAGAGAUUUAGUUCAAAGCGUGGUUAUUUUGUUGUUUCCUAUGUGUGUCUUUCAUAGGCAGCCUUUGUGCACAGAAACUGUUGAGCUGAUUUUGCCUUACCCAUUGGAAAGGGAAGGGAUCGGUAGCCCUGGAAAUGAGGAGUGUUUUGGAACUGUUUUCUGCUUUGCAUGUGGGAGGACUUGACAGUGGUGCGCCCUGCUGAGUUAUUAGCUGCAAGAUGAGAACCUGGAAAAGGGCAAGAAAGCUCAGAGGGCGAUGGCUGAGAAACAUCCAGUAGCUUCUAGUAGAAGCUGUACAGAGUUAAUGUCCUGGAAUCCAGGAAGACAAUGUAACCCAGAUGUUUUGCAGCUGGGAGUUGGGCAGCUUCAGCUUCAUCCAGAUCCUUGGCUAACUGAAAGUUGCAGAGCUGCCUUAGCAUCCUCCCGGCAAACAGCAAGGUGCUCCGGUCUUGGAAGGCGGGUUGUGCAUGAGCAAUUGCUGGAGGGGCAGUAGCCUUAAUUACCUCCCCCCCGCCAUUUUUAUCCCAGAUGUGAGAGAUGAGGAAAUACAAGAAGAAGCUUUUAAUCCAUCUGCUUUUUGUCAGAUCCUUUUCCAAAAAUGGACCAAACCAGUGUUCCUUAGGCCUCUUAUCCCCCCCCACCUUCAUGUCAAACCAGCGAAGACAUCCAGCAAGAGAACUCAUUCUGUACAGGGAGGCUUCACAUCAGUUCAUACCUGAGAUGCUUGCAGGACGCUGGCAGAGAUGCCUGCUUGGAGAAGGAGCUGGCUCACGGUGGUCUGCCAACCCCGGUGUGCUUUCUAACCCUGGACAGCUGCUUGGUGCAUGCGUCGCCCAGCUGGCUCCUGACACUCUCCGGCAGCCAAAGAGGGUUGGCCAGGUGCUUGCUGCAGGAAUGAUGUGCUUUGCAUUCGCAGCAUUUCAGAAAUCAGUGCCUGGGAGCAACCAGAGCAAAGGCUGGGCACAGAGUUUGUCAUCUGCUCUCCCGUGCAUGCUGGGGAAAACCAAAAUCCCCCUUUCCAUCAGUGUUGCUCCCCAUAGCAGGUUGCCCUUGGGUCUGUGUGCGAUGCGCUGGGUGCUCUGGUUCUGGAUGGCCCGCUGUGCUCUGUGGCAGGGCUCGUUCGCAAGCACUCGUUGGAAAUCGGCAGUGUGAGCCUGCUCGCUCCCAUCACCUGGGAAAGACAAAACCAGAGGGGCACAGCUCGCCCUGGUCAGACCCAGGCACAAAGGCUGGACGGCCGAGCAUCCACUGCAGCCUCCAGGGGCCUGUGGAGGCCAGGCCUUCAUCUGCCUCUGGGUCAUCUCGGUGCUGGCAUUCUCUGUGACCUCACACUUCUGUCUCAGCAGCCCAUGCUGCAGGAGCCCAGAGUUGCUCUGGCCUUGCCAGCAUCUUCCACCUGCGCCUGGUGCUGCUGGCACCGUCCCCUCGUCAUGUGCUGCAUGGUUGUAGUGAGUUUCCCUCGUGUCCCAGUCUGGUCUAAGUCUUCGUCAUAAUCCCUGCUAUGGCGUGCUUCCAGGAGAGUGUUGGAUAAGCUGCGGCGUGUUUGGAGCAGUGCGAGACAAUGGAGGUUUUGGGCUGAUGCCUUAAUGCUGCUUUACUUGGGAGAAGUCACCGAGGUUGCUAUGGGAUUUGUUGUCUUCUUCCCCACUCCCUGAUCUUUUGCUGCUUGGCCAUAACCUUGAGCAAGUUCAAAUUGUUUCUCUUCUGUCUGCAAACUGGGGAGAGCAUUUACCUGCUUGCAGGACUGCUGGAGGAAUAGCUCUUUGAGAUGUUGGGAUCUGAUCCAUAUGGCUACAAGAAUGAGACCCUCGUGACCCUGAUGUAUGAGUACUGUGCCAGAGACUUGAAACCUGUUUUCAAUAAUUGGAGAUACUUUUGAGUCAUCAAAGCCAAGCAGCCAGUUCCAGAAAGGAAUUCCUUCUGUGUUACCACUUCCUGCCCAGGUCCAGCCGUUUUAUGGCCGUCACAAAUGUUCCUUCUCUUCCACGCUGCUGCUGCCAGCAAGGGACUCAUCAGGAAGUCAAAAUACAUCUUGCAGCACAUAAUGUUGCCAAAAAAAAAAAAAAAAGAAA